Molecule: messenger RNA, 3153 nt
Organism: Phascolarctos cinereus (koala)
Lineage: Eukaryota; Metazoa; Chordata; Mammalia; Diprotodontia; Phascolarctidae
Gene: KCNJ16
Product: potassium inwardly rectifying channel subfamily J member 16
Biological process (GO): regulation of monoatomic ion transmembrane transport; potassium ion import across plasma membrane
Cellular component (GO): plasma membrane
Molecular function (GO): inward rectifier potassium channel activity
Source: RefSeq, a predicted model, not a curated record
CCCCAGGCUUGGAUUGUAGAAGCAAGUUUUGAUGUCAAUGUUUAACUCAGGUCCUUGAUUUCUGUGCCUUUUUUUCUUUAUUAUUAACUCAGGAAUAUUUUUCAAGUUGCCAGAUUACAAGGACUCAGUGCGCAACAUUCAUCUUUAAAUCUUCUGCCUAUGGAGAGAAUGAGCAAAGGUUUUAACUGAAAGCAAAGACAUCAAACUAUUACUCUGUUUGAUGAUCUGAGAGUAUAAGAACAAAAUGAGUUAUUACGGCAGCAACUAUCGGAUUGUGAACAUGGAGGGGAAUGUGCCCAAGUACACUAACUGCCACCCAGAGAAUAUCAUAACCGAGAAACGAAGAGCAAGAAGACGAUUGCUCCACAAAGAUGGGAGUUGCAAUGUAUACUUUAAACAUAUUUUUGGAGAAUGGGGGAGCUACAUGGUUGAUAUUUUCACCACCCUUGUGGAUACCAAAUGGCGCCACAUGUUUGUGAUAUUCUCAUUAUCUUACAUUCUCUCUUGGCUGAUUUUUGGCUUGAUCUUUUGGGUGAUAGCCCUUCACCAUGGAGAUUUGUUAAAUGAUCCAAAUAUUACACCUUGUGUUGACAAUGUCCAUACUUUCACAGGAGCAUUCUUAUUCUCCCUUGAAACUCAAACCACAAUAGGCUAUGGCUUUCGCUGUGUCACUGAAGAGUGUUCUGUGGCAGUCCUUGUGGUUAUACUUCAGUCAAUCUUGAGCUGCAUCAUAAAUACCUUCAUCAUUGGAGCUGCCUUGGCCAAAAUGGCAACAGCUCGAAAAAGAGCCCAGACCAUCCGAUUCAGUUACUUUGCCCUCAUAGGCAUGAGAGAUGGGAAACUUUGCCUUAUGUGGCGUAUUGGCGAUUUUCGACCAAAUCACGUAGUAGAGGGAACGGUGAGAGCUCAGCUACUUCGCUAUGUGGAAGAUAGUGAAAGACGGAUGACAAUGGGAUUUAAGGACUUAAAGCUGGUCAAUGACCAGAUCAUCCUUGUGACACCAGUGACCAUUGUCCAUGAAAUUGAUCAUGAGAGCCCUUUGUAUGCUCUUGAUCGAAAAGCAGUAGCCAAAGACAACUUUGAGAUUUUGGUGACAUUCACUUAUACAGGGGAUUCCACUGGAACUUCCCACCAGUCAAGAAGUUCUUAUGUGCCUCGAGAAAUUCUCUGGGGCCACAGAUUCAAUGAUGUUUUAGAGGUGAAGAAAAAAUACUACAAAGUAAAUUGCUUACAGUUUGAGGGAAGUGUUGAAGUAUAUGCUCCCUUCUGUAGUGCCAAGCAAUUGGACUGGAAAGAUCAGCAGCUACACAACCUUGGGAAAACAUCCUCAGGCAAAGGAUCAGGAAUGACUGAAACCAAAGUUAGACGAAGGUCAUUUAGUGCAGUUGCCAUCGUUAGCAGUAGUGAAAAUCCAGAUGAAAUGACCAAGACCACAGCUGAUGAGAAUAAUGAAACGCCAUAUCAGAAAGCUCUUCUGCAACUAAAUAGAAUCUCAGUAGAGUCCCAAAUGUAGCCUGCAGUGGCAGUUACAAAUGGAUUACUCUCUCCAACCAAGUUUUCUCAAGAUAGCCACAAUAAGGCAAAUGGCUUGAAAUGACCUGAAAAGAGAAUUACAGUCUAGAUCUUGAAAGUUAGUUUUUGUUACUAUAAACCUGGAUAGGCACAAAGAUAGAAGAGGAGCAUGAUUAAUAGAAAAUCCAAUAAUCUCUCGCUAUCAAAAUGUUUCGAAGUCUAUUAGCAAUGUUGUAUUUAGGAAACAAAACUGACAGUUCUUACUGUAUCUUUUUUCACUGUCCCUGGCCGUUAUCCAAUGCAUGAGUCAUCGAACAGUAAAGUAAUUAAUAAUUAGAAAUCAUUUAUAUAAUGCUUUAUGAUUUACAAAGCAUUUUCUUAAUAGCAAUCUGGGAAAAAUGGUACAAUUAUUAUAUCAAUUUUACAGAAAAAGAAGCUAAAUAUCAGUAUCUGCUGCUAGUGACUAUGGGUAGUUGAUACUGGAACCAGAAUUUGAACCUAUAUAUUUUGACAUCAAGCCCAGGAUUCUUUCUCCUUUAUCUUAUGCUUAUCAAAGUGCCUAAGAUACUAGUCAUAGUAAAAGACUUUUAUAAGUAUCAUCUGACCUCUCCUUGCUGGAUUAACUCUUGAUUGUUCAAAAUGAUUUUUGUCUUUACUGACCCUUGAGACAAGUGGAGAAAGAUGCCUUUUUCUUUUUUUCAGAGCAUUCUAUUUUCCCUCAGUUCUCCAGUGAUGUGAAUGGUGAGAUUAAGGUAAUGAUAAGAGAUUGAGGUGAUUGCUAUGCUUUGACACCAUGGGCUUAAACCCAAUGUUUUGGGUCCCACUAUUUUUUGACCCAUGAUUGCCAUCAUUAACCACUCUCUUCAUGGUAGUGACAGAGAGAAGGGUCAGAAAGAACAAAGUUUAUGUUCAUUGAUUCACAUUGCAAAAUUACAAUAGAGAGAAAGGUUAAGGAUUGAUAGAUGCAGUGACAGAUAAGACUUUUUUUUUUACUUUAUCCUUGGAAUUAAAACAUAGCUGUGAUAGCUAAAAUUUGUACUCAUGGUUAUUUAUGGACAUGGUUUGGAACUUUGUCUUAUGUCCAAGGAAAAUAUUAUUCUCCAUAAGACCCUUGCAUCUGCCACCAUUGCAAAGGCUAAGUUGUAGAUUGGAACAAACUUUUUCUAAUGACUGAAGACUCACAUUUUGGUUUUUAGAUUAAAGAAGUUUUGUUUUGUGAUCUAUGAAAAAGUCUAAAUUCUAAUUCUAAAUGAUUACUGCAAAUAGUUUAUCCUAAACAACUUUUUUAUCCGGGAAAAGUGGAUAAAAAUCCUUGACAGCUAUAUUUGUAUAUGGCACAUUGAGUGAUUAAGAAGCAAUUAUGGGAACAAGGAUUGUUUUAGAGUGAAGAGAAGAUAAUCAUGAUGAUUUCUUUUAUAAUAUAUUCAAUUAUCUAGAAAAAAGAGAAAUGUCAUUGUAAAACUUGCAGUAUACUCUUACAUUGAAUCAGUGACUACCUUCAGUGUUCUCUGUUGUAUUGUAUUGAUUUUUAUAUACGCUAUAAUCUCUUGCAUCAGAUUUUUAUUGUCGCUAAAGUUACAUGAUUUCAUUGAUGCUUCAUCUAGAAUAAGAAUUGAUUCACAUAAAGUGAAAUUGGGAUCA